AAAUCAAAAUUUAUGAAUGGUUGUUAUUGUGGACGCAAAGUUCUUUGAUUUUUUUUAACAACAGUGCGAAAAUUGUGAAAUAAUUUCAUAAUAUAAUAAUUAUUAUUAUGUCUAACAUUGUUUAGUUUAACUCCAUCAACUACGCGACAAUUGAAGUGCAUUUGAAUUUGCACACGCAACGAAGAAACCAUGAAAUACUCCACCUCUCCCUUACCGUCGCGAAGCAACAGUGCCUCGCUGCUGGGGAUGUCGUCAUCGCGGCCAACAUCACCGCUGCCUGCACCGGCCAACUACCGGAACGAUUGCAUGAGCGCUACCAACAAAAGCUAUAAGUAUCUUCGACGGUUUGUCAAAUUCGACCAGAUGGACUUUGAAUUCGCGUUAUGGCAGAUGCUGUACUUGUUCAUAGCGCCAAAGAAGGUGUACCGGAACUUUAACUAUCGGAAGCAAACUAAAUUCCAGUUUGCUCGAGACGAUCCCGCUUUCCUGGUGCUAUUGGUGGGAUGCCUUUGCGUGACUUCAAUUGGCUUUGCAUGGGUAUUAAACUUAGGAUUUGGACAAAGCCUAGUGUUCUUGCUGUACGUGGUAUUCGUGGAUUGCAUUCUCUGCGGUAUGGUCGUGGCAACAUUGCUGUGGUUCGUCACAAACCGUUAUUUGCGUGAUCGCGCAUCGGAUAUCGACGUUGAGUGGGGCUAUGCAUUCGAUGUGCAUUUGAAUGCAUUCUUCCCGCCCUUAAUUCUGUUACACUUCAUCCAGCUCUUCUUCUAUCAUCCCCUGAUCAGCCAGGAUUGGUUCACAUCGACGUUCAUUGGAAACACGAUCUGGUUAGCUGCGCUUAGUUACUAUAUUUAUAUUACGUUUCUGGGCUACAACGUAGUACCCAAUUUAAGAAAUACCCGAAUAAUUUUGGUUACACUUCCCCUGGUCCUUCUAUUUUACGUAAUAACUUUAAUAAUUCGAUGGAAUUUGAGUGUUUCGUUAAUGUAUUUCUAUCAUUACAGAGUUCUUUAGAAGCGAGUUAGCAAUAAAAUGCAUAUAAACAUA
This is a messenger RNA of Armigeres subalbatus, 1044 nucleotides long. It is a transcript of the gene Unc50, whose product is annotated as protein unc-50 homolog. Gene Ontology annotation, cellular component: Golgi membrane. NCBI's taxonomy places the organism in Eukaryota, Metazoa, Arthropoda, Insecta, Diptera, Culicidae. The coding region runs from base 190 to 1011 and encodes 273 amino acids. The record is from RefSeq and is a predicted model, not a curated record. The transcript is spliced from 3 exons.